AUGAGCGCGGUGAACCCUUCGUACCCGCUGUACUCCAUCGUAUCCUUCACAGGCGCUACAAUGUUGUUCCUUGUGCUAUUAACUAGCAUUGUCCGUCGACGUUGGAAUCGCGGUGUCUUCUUCCUAUGCUUUUGGCUCAUGAUAGAAGAUUUCAUGGCCGGUAUCAACGGGAUCGUUUGGGCGGACAGCAUGGAUAUCCAUCACUAUGUCUACUGUGACUUCCAUUCCCGGCUGGAGCUAUUCUGCUAUGUACUCAAAUGCAUGACGACGCUCAUCCUCACUCGUCGACUCUGCUACAUCGUCGGUCCCCCUUCCAGUGAUGAAUACAAUACUCGGCGCAAUCUUGUCCUUGAAUGGACACUGGGUUUUGUAUGUCCUAUAGUUGUUGCCGGUCCUCUUUACUACGUGGUACAGUCCCGCCGCUUCGACGUGAUUCCGGGUCGUGGAUGUACCUACGCUGUAGAUCAUUCAAUACUCGCAGCCCUGCUACUGCUAGGAUGGGGCGUCUGCGUCCCGCUAUUGUCAAUCGUCGUCUAUUACAGAAGGAUCGUAUGCUCUCUAUAUCGGCAUCAAAGGUUCGUCAGGGACCAACCGGUGGGCAACGCAAGGGCGCCAUAUGCAAACUACUGGCGGAUCUUCGCAAUGGCCAGUUUCGACAUCGUCUUCACUCUUCCUCUCGGGAUAGUUACCCUUUCGCUGUUCAUCCUGACAUCGGACAAGGAGCCCGCGAACUUCUACUCAGGCUGGAAAAUCGUACAUUCAGACUGGGCCCCGGCCGUGAAGGAGCGACAGCCGUACGCCGAUUUCAUCCAAUGGAUGAGUCCCGUCUUGUCAUACGUCAUCUUCGGACUCUUCGGUACUACCCCAAGCGCGCGGGCGAUCUACUGCUCAUUGGCCCGUACUGUAUUUGGAUACUUCUCAAGGAGACCGGCGACGAGUGGCUCCACCAGUUCUCGGCAGCUCAGAAGACCCUCUACCGAUAUGAAGUUCAGAUCACCGGUAAACGACUCGGGGGUCGUCGAUGAACGGUUGUCGUGCCCGGAGUACGACGGGGUGUGA
This is a messenger RNA of Peniophora sp. CBMAI 1063, 1059 nucleotides long. NCBI's taxonomy places the organism in Eukaryota, Fungi, Basidiomycota, Agaricomycetes, Russulales, Peniophoraceae. The record is from the annotation of a GenBank genome assembly.